AUGUCGGCCAUGCGACCCGUCGUGGGGACACCCCUCGCGUCAUGCUGUACGGUGAUCUCGGUGUUCGGAGCGGUGAUCCUGUCGAUUUUCGGGUGGGGCUUUUCGCACAACUGGCCCGCGCUCAUGGGCUCGACCGAGGAUCCCGAGGACGGCAGCGCCGUCGGCAACGUGUGCUACGUCGCGGCGCUCGUCUACCUCGGCCUCAUCGCCUUCUGCACAUGCCAGGUCGGCGUCAACAAGCGGUACGCUAGGAUCAGCCUCUAG
Messenger RNA from Pseudozyma flocculosa PF-1, 264 nucleotides. RefSeq lists its product as uncharacterized. Gene Ontology annotation, molecular function: RNA endonuclease activity. The coding region runs from base 1 to 264 and encodes 87 amino acids. NCBI's taxonomy places the organism in Eukaryota, Fungi, Basidiomycota, Ustilaginomycetes, Ustilaginales, Ustilaginaceae. The transcript has 2 exons. The record is from RefSeq and is a predicted model, not a curated record.